This is a messenger RNA of Bufo gargarizans (Asiatic toad), 2657 nucleotides long. RefSeq names its product ribosomal protein S6 kinase B1 (gene RPS6KB1). Gene Ontology annotation, molecular function: protein serine/threonine kinase activity; ATP binding. Gene Ontology annotation, biological process: protein phosphorylation; signal transduction. The record is from RefSeq and is a predicted model, not a curated record. NCBI's taxonomy places the organism in Eukaryota, Metazoa, Chordata, Amphibia, Anura, Bufonidae. Bases 79 to 1644 code for a protein of 521 amino acids. The transcript has 15 exons.
GCGAACCUGGGAAGUAGAGUUGUACGGGGGCGCCGCUGCGCUACUACGUCCGGUGAUGGCGGCCGUGUGUUGGAGCCCAUGAGGCGGGGGAACGGGGUAAUGAACCGCGGUGCGGGGAAACAGGGAACGUCCGAAGCCAUGGCGGGCGUGUUUGAUAUAGACCUGGACCAGCCCGAAGACGCUAUUUCGGACGACGAAUUGGAGGACGGGAGCAACAUAAAUGAAUUCAUGGAUCAUGGUGGCAUGCCUUAUGAGAUUGGCAUGGAGCACUGUGAAAAGUUUGAGAUUUCCGAGACUAGUGUGAAUAAGGGACCGGAAAAGAUCAGGCCAGAGUGUUUUGAGCUUCUUCGCGUUCUUGGAAAAGGUGGUUAUGGGAAGGUAUUUCAAGUACGCAAAGUACUAGGAGCUCAUACUGGGAAAAUAUUUGCCAUGAAAGUACUCAAAAAGGCUAUGAUUGUGAGAAAUGCAAAAGACACAGCACAUACAAAAGCAGAACGUAAUAUCCUAGAAGAAGUGAAACACCCUUUUAUUGUGGACUUAAUUUAUGCCUUUCAAACUGGUGGAAAACUCUACCUCAUUCUGGAGUAUCUUAGCGGUGGAGAACUCUUCAUGCAGUUGGAGCGUGAAGGGAUAUUUAUGGAAGAUACUGCCUGCUUUUACUUAGCAGAGAUCUCAAUGGCUUUAGGACAUUUACAUCAGAAAGGAAUAAUUUAUCGUGAUCUGAAACCAGAGAACAUCAUGCUCAACCAUCAAGGACAUGUUAAACUGACAGAUUUUGGACUUUGUAAGGAAUCCAUUCAUGAUGGCACAGUAACACAUACAUUUUGUGGAACCAUAGAAUACAUGGCCCCAGAGAUUCUAAUGAGGAGUGGACAUAAUCGUGCAGUGGACUGGUGGAGUUUGGGAGCCUUGAUGUACGACAUGCUAACUGGAGCUCCGCCAUUUACUGGUGAAAACCGUAAAAAAACUAUUGACAAAAUUCUGAAAUGUAAGCUUAACUUGCCCCCCUACCUCACCCAAGAAGCCAGGGAUUUGCUUAAAAAGCUGCUAAAAAGAAAUGCUGCUUCACGUCUUGGGGCUGGUCUUGGCGAUGCUGGGGAUGUUCAGGCGCAUCCAUUUUUCAGACAUAUUAAUUGGGAAGAUCUCUUGGCUCGGAAGGUGGAACCUCCCUUCAAGCCACUCUUGCAAUCUGAGGAGGAUGUGAGCCAGUUUGAUUCAAAGUUUACUCGUCAGACACCUGUAGACAGUCCAGAUGAUGCCACACUCAGUGAAAGUGCCAACAGAGUGUUUUUGGGUUUUACUUAUGUGGCUCCUUCUGUACUUGAAAGUGUAAAAGAGAAGUUUUCUUUUGAACCAAAAAUUCGGUCUCCUCGUCGAUUCAUUGGAAGCCCUAGGACACCUGUGAGCCCUGUCAAGUUUUGCCCUGGUGAUUUCUGGGGACGAGGAACAGCUGCUGGAGCCACCAAUGCGCAGACACCUGCGGAUUUCCGAAUGGAAACAAGUGGUGUGGAACAAAUGGAUGUGACCGUAAGCGGAGAAGCCUCAGCGCCAUUACCAAUUAGACAAUCUAAUGCCGGGCCAUAUAAGAAACAAACCUAUCCACUGAUCCCCAAACGACCGGAACAUCUACGCAUGAAUCUAUGACCAUGUUCUAUUUCCUGACCCUUUGACUUGUACAGGUGGUGAAACCAAGGAACAUAAAACCCAACUGAAAGCAGAGUAAACAUAUAUAGGUUUUGGGUUCUUUUUCAAUUCCCUUUCAGUGGGAUAAUGAAAAGUACUCUUGGUUACUGCACAGAUUAGUUUGGCAAGACUAAGGCGCGAACAUUUACCGUAAUUUUUUUUUUUUUUUAAGAUAUAAUUUAUAUAUUUGCUCCAAUAUAUAUAUUUCAAUCAGUGGUGCAAAAAAGCAGAUUAAGAAACUGCAAUCAGAAAUGGAGGCAAUGUGUUACUAAGCUCCCAGCGUACAUGUCUGCUCAAGGAUUAUAUCCUACUUUACAUGUUUACAUAUUUUUUUUUUUAUUAUCACCAUAAAAUCAGCUCAGUGGAUGGAGGAUAUGAUUCUGCAAAGACAGUAAGUCGUAUUUCAAGUAACAGAACUUGUCUUAAUGGCUGAAAUGUGUUUUGCGCACAACAAUUGAACAUGUUCUAAGAUUUUCUGGAAACAGAACAUUGACAUGCAUAAUAAUGAACUUCCCAAAUGUCAUGUUAGAGAGGACUAGAUUUACCCAGAAACCAUUGGCAGUCUUCCAUUGGGUUUGGGGAAAGAUAUGCGUUGGGGUGACUUCUGCAUCAGUGUGUGAUUUACUUGCAUUCAGCAUAUAAGGAAAUGAGUAUUGAAGGCCUCAAUUGAAUCCAAGGCACAUGUGAACCUUGACACUGGAGUGUUACCUGCUACCAGUAAUGUAUUCCUUUGCUAUUUUUUCCUUUUUCUUUUCCUCCAUAUAUUCAGCUUUCUCUGCUGUUGUAAGAACUUUAAAUGCUGGGACUCUCCGAUUGUAAAAGUAUUAUGGCCUUUCUACUCAUGUCUUCCAAUAGAGGGGGGAUACGGCCCCUGGACCUAGGGAAUGUUAUCACAAUGCUGGUCUUGGAAUUUGUAUGAAUGGUUUAGCUGUUUGGCUUCUAGGUACAAAGAAAUAAAGGUAAUUUUACCUUAA